Pollicipes pollicipes is the source of this 2436-nucleotide messenger RNA. RefSeq names its product exostosin-3. Gene Ontology annotation, cellular component: membrane. NCBI's taxonomy places the organism in Eukaryota, Metazoa, Arthropoda, Thecostraca, Pollicipedomorpha, Pollicipedidae. The record is from RefSeq and is a predicted model, not a curated record. The transcript is spliced from 14 exons. Gene Ontology annotation, molecular function: glycosyltransferase activity. Bases 171 to 2375 code for a protein of 734 amino acids.
UUGUGGCUUUGCAUGAGAUGGUGUGUUGUUCCGGGGUGGCAUAUAUGUCCGUUGUGACGGCUUCUUAGGUGGUUGCUGAUGUUAGAUAUCUUUAUGUAAGCGGUUGUGUGGUUGUGGUUUAAGCAAGAUGUGACAAAUAGUUUUCAAGAAAAGCCGCAAAGCAUCCUGCCAUGAGCCUCACCGAGAUGGCGUAUACAAAUGAAUUUCAUCACCAGAGAACUCAAGACAAUUCAUGUGUUGCUCGGACAAUCAGCUAUUUGAUUCACAUGAAGCUGUCAACUCUAGUAUUCAUCCUUAUCAUACUUCUGAUAUCCAUCCCACUGAUGAUGCAUUAUUAUGUGUCUCAGAUUCUUGCUCAUCAGGGUCAGGUGGCUCAGAAGUCCCACCCUUUGGUCACCAGUAUGAGCUUGCACAGUGAUAGCUCUUCAGCCCACAUGAAGAGUCGCAUAGAUGAGAUGAACCGCAUCAAAAACUCUGUCAGCAACGAACUGAUGCAGCUGGAGGCGAAACGGAACAAGCUGCACCAGUCGAUCGAGACAUACAGCAGCCGGAUAGACGAACUGAAGCAGAACCUGGCGCGUCUACAGCUCGAGUACGAGCGGCUCAAGUACAGUGUCGAGCAGGCGCGCGCGACGCAGCGCGAGGCGGCCGAGCGGGACACGCCGCUGCUGGCGAUGCCGCGGCCGCUGCAGCCGGAGCUGGGUCCCCGCGCGCCGCUGCCGCCGCCGGCGGCCGCCGACGCCCGCCACUGCUCGCUGGCCGACUGCUGGGACUACUCGCGCUGUCCACUCACUGGCGGCUUCACCUUCUUCCUGUACCGGCUGGAGGCGUCGGGCGACGCAGACGCCAGCCGGCUGCACGAAGCGCUACGCAGCAACGCGCAGUGGCGGCCGGAGGCCGCGCGCGUCUGUGCGUUCGUGCUGGUGCUGGGUGGUGCGACGACGCCGGCCGAGCUGCGCCGCCAAGGCGAGCUGGCCGACGCGCUGCGCGCCGGCGCCGUACCCGUGCUGCUGGGCGAGUGGCCGCUGCCGCUGGACGGACCGCUCGACUGGCGGCGCGCCGUACUGCGCGUGGCCGAGCCGCGUCUGCCCGAGCUGCACUACCUGCUGCGCACGCUCACCGACGCCGACAUCCUCAGCUACCGGCGCAACGGCAGGGAGUUCUGGGAGCAUUACCUGAGCUCGGCCAAGGCGGUGGCGGACGCGGUGCUGACGCAGUUCGCUGAGAGGCUGGAGCUGCCGCCGCCGCCCGCCCUCGGCGUCAAGGCUGGAAGCGCCUUCAACGACACGUUCCAGCGGUUGACCGUGGACGUUCAGCUCAGCAGCCUGGACCUGGACGAGUACCUGGGGCCGAUCGAGUCGCCGCUGGCCUCGGACCGCUUCCAGCGCAACUUCACCACACCGCGGCUGGACACGUACGCGCGCUGGAACCUGUUCCUGGCGCCGCACCGACUGUACCCGGCCGUGCCGUACGGUGACGUGCUGCCGGCCGAGGCCAAAUUUGUAGGCCCGCGGCUCGGCUUCCGGCCGGUGGCGUCCGGCGAGGGUGGCAGCGGCAAGGAGUUCAGCGAGGCGCUCGGAGGCAACUCGCCGCACGAGCAGUUCACCGUUGUCAUGCUCACCUACCGACGAGAGCAGGUGCUGAUGAGCGCUCUGGGCCACCUGUACGGCCUGCCUUACCUCAACAAGGUGGUGGUGGUGUGGAACGCCCCCGAGUCGCCGUCCGACACGCUCCAGUGGCCCAGCGUCGGCGUGCCCGUGGAGGUGGUCACGGUUGGCAAGAACAGCCUAAACAACCGGUUCCUCCCAUUCGAAAACAUCGAGACGGAUGCCAUUUUAUCAAUCGACGACGACGCACACCUGCGUCACGACGAGAUUGUGUUCGGAUUCCGGGUGUGGCGCGAGCAGCGGGACCGACUGGUCGGCUUCCCGGGGCGCUACAACGCCUGGGACACCAAGCACGGCGGCUGGCACUACAACUCCAACUACUCGUGCGAGCCCUCCAUGGUGCUGACAGGUGCGGCGUUUUUCCACAAGUACUACGCACACAUGUACUCUGAGUGGAUGCCCCAAGUGAUCCGGGACAAGGUGGACGAGUACAUGAACUGCGAGGAUAUCGCCAUGAACUUCCUCAUCUCGCACUUGACCCGGCAGCCGCCCGUCAAGGUGACCUCCCGCUGGACGUUCCGCUGUCCCGGCUGUCCAAUGACGCUCUCCGAGGACGAGGAGCACUUCACCGAGCGCCACAAGUGUAUCAACUUCUUCUCGCGCGUGUACGGCCACAUGCCGCUGCUGAACACGCAGUUCCGCGUCGACUCGGUGCUCUUCAAGACGAGACUGCCGCCGGACAAGCAGAAGUGCUUCCGGUUCAUCUAGCGACCCCGGUCGCGGAGUGCGGCCGGCAGUGGCCGUGCUCGGCGCGCGCCGCGGCGGCACU